Archocentrus centrarchus (flier cichlid) is the source of this 1922-nucleotide messenger RNA. Its product is annotated as proton channel OTOP2-like. The record is from RefSeq and is a predicted model, not a curated record. NCBI's taxonomy places the organism in Eukaryota, Metazoa, Chordata, Actinopteri, Cichliformes, Cichlidae. Gene Ontology annotation, biological process: proton transmembrane transport. Gene Ontology annotation, cellular component: membrane. Bases 15 to 1766 code for a protein of 583 amino acids. Gene Ontology annotation, molecular function: proton channel activity. The transcript has 6 exons.
AGAGAAGAGCAGUCAUGUGUUUAAACUCUGGCUAUCAGUGUAACUGUCUGACCACUGGAAAUCUAUGUGAACCAUGCAGGACGAGAGCUGAAGACAUGGGAACAGAGGAGGUCAACCCAUCAAACCACAUGAAUGCAGCGGGUCAGGAGAAAAGGGCAAGUGAAUCCGAACUGAACAUCUCUUCAAGCAAUGUUGGAAAUGACCAUGGCCGAAACUGGGGAUGGGUGCUCUCUGGGAUCAUAUGUGUAAACAUUUUGAUCCUGGGUUGUGUCUUGGUCGUCGGAAGUGCUUACGCUGAUAUACAUAUAACAACCCCUAACCUGCAGGUUUUCCUCAUCAUCAUCAUCCUACUUACCUCUAUCUGGAUGGUUUAUUAUAGCGUCUUCACAGCGAGAGAAGAAAACGCUGUCAAUUACAAGGAUGCCCACGCUGGGCCUGUAUGGCUCAGGGGAGGACUUGUGCUGUUUGGGCUCCUCGGCAUUAUCAUGGACAUUUUCAAGAUAGUCAGCUAUGUGGGAUACCUCCACUGUGAUUCUGCUGUUAAAGUCGCUUUCCCUGUGGUGCAAAUUGCUUUCAUAAUUGUGCAGACAUACUUUUUGUGGUUCCACGCCAAAGACUGUGUGCAGCUACAAAAGAACACUUCUAGCUGUGGGCUGAUGCUCACCCUCUCCACAAAUCUGGUUUUGUGGAUGUUUGCAGUAGCUGAUGAGUCUGUUCACCAAACAGUUGUUCCUGAAGAUCUGACCAACAUCACUAAACUCUCCUUCCGAAGCUUGUACAUCAGUAAAGCGGGUUACGGAGACGAUAAGUGUAAGUGCAGCCACACUUCCUGCAGCAUCUUCAACCAGACCUACUUCUACCUGUACCCUUUCAAUAUCGAGUACAGCAUCUUUGCCUCUGCCAUGGCCUACAUCAUGUGGAAAAAUGUUGGUCGUGUAGUAACUGAAUACGCCCACCACAUCAAAUUCCGAUUUGAGGGCAUAUUUAUCGGUCCUAUUUUUGGACUUGUGUUAGUAUUCGCAGGGCUGGGGACAUUCAUUGUAUAUGAGAUGGAAAUGCAAAAAGAACAUCAUGAUAACCACAAGACAGACCAUGCACUGAUGAUGCACUUUGUCAUGAAUAUAGUCAUAGUUAGCCUGAUGUCUGCUGUCACUGUGAUCGGCAGUGUGAUCUACAGGGUUGAUCACAGGGAUCGUGUGUCACAGAAAAACCCCACACGCAACUUGGAUGUAGGGUUGCUGGUAGGAGCCUCACUGGGCCAGUUCAUCAUUAGCUAUUUCAGCAUCGUAGCCAUGGUUGCAACAGAAGCCAAAGGUUACCUGAGUAGGCUUAAUCUGGCGUGGGCUAUAAUGAUGGUGGUCCAGCUUGUCCUGCAGAACAUUUUCAUUAUUGAGGGUCUGCAUCGGGAACCCUUUCAUGAAGUGGACGAGUCAGUCGCUGUGUUUGCAAAUCCUUACGUGCCGGAGCCAAGCAAAGAUCAUUACAGCCACGAAGGCUCAAACACAAACACAAACCCCCACCCAGAGCACAAACUGUUGUGGAAGCGACGAGUGUUGAAGGAGGUCUGUAUGUUUCUGCUGCUGGGCAACAUAAUUCUGUGGAUCAUGCCUGCAUUCGGCGCUCGCCCCCAGUUUGACUACAGCAUGGAAAGUGAAUUCUACAAAUUCAACAUAUGGGCCGCUGUUGUAAAUGUGGGACUUCCUUUUGGCAUCUUUUACCGAAUGCAUGCUGUGGCCAGCCUUUUUGAGGUGUUUCUGAAUGCGUAACAUGGAAGCAUAAAAUGUGUACAGAUGACUGUGUGGAUAUUAUAACCAUAAAUAAACUGUGGUUUGUUUUGAUGCUUUUCUUUGUUAUUAGUCAAAACUGACGAAUGAAUGCUGCCACUGCAAUGUCUCUGAUUUAAAAAAAAAAAAAAACAUAAA